This is a messenger RNA of Erpetoichthys calabaricus (reedfish), 2308 nucleotides long. Its product is annotated as magnesium transporter NIPA2-like. Gene Ontology annotation, molecular function: magnesium ion transmembrane transporter activity. Gene Ontology annotation, cellular component: membrane. Gene Ontology annotation, biological process: magnesium ion transport. The transcript is spliced from 6 exons. The record is from RefSeq and is a predicted model, not a curated record. Bases 258 to 1364 code for a protein of 368 amino acids. Lineage: Eukaryota; Metazoa; Chordata; Cladistia; Polypteriformes; Polypteridae.
CACACGGAAAUGCUGGAGCGCGCACUCAGCCAGAACUAGUAGAAAAUUGUUUCCGUUUUUAUGGUAUUUACAGAUUUCUUAAGAUUUAAUAAGUUGAUCUCUCUCCCCAAUUUAUUCAUUUCUGAACUUGCCAAAAAUGAAGUAGUUUUUACUCGUAAGGAUGUAAUGAUGGCGCUGACAGAAGAGUGUCAGUGAUCAGGAAGUGGAGUUUCUCUUGUGCGUUCAGAGCUGAGGCUAAACUCGUAAAAUAAAGGACGAUGAUUAUAGAAGUGGCAAUGUCGACCACUGCAACGCAUGUAGAUUUCUACAUUGGACUGGGACUGGCAAUCAGUUCCAGUAUUUUUAUUGGUGGAAGUUUCAUACUAAAGAAGAAAGGUCUUUUGAGAUUAGCCUGCAAAGGUUCAAUGCGAGCAGGGCAGGGUGGACAUGCAUACCUUAAAGAAUGGCUGUGGUGGGCUGGUCUUCUUUCAAUGGGCGCAGGAGAAGCUGCUAAUUUUGCUGCUUAUGCAUUUGCUCCGGCCACACUUGUAACUCCUUUAGGGGCUCUGAGUGUCUUAGUAAGUGCUGUGCUGUCUUCCUAUUUUUUAAAUGAGCGCCUAAAUAUACAUGGCAAAAUUGGUUGUGUGCUUUGCAUUUUGGGAUCAACUGUUAUGGUAUUUCAUGCCCCUCAAGAAGAAGAAGUAGAUUCCUUAAGCAUCAUGGCAGAAAAACUAAAGGAUCCAGGAUUUGUGGUCUUUGCUGUAGCAGUGGUAGUCAGCAGCUUAAUACUCAUAUUCUGCAUUGCACCAAACUAUGGCCAGAAGAAUGUUCUUGUAUAUGUACUGAUUUGCUCUAUUAUUGGCUCACUUUCAGUUUCUUGUGUGAAAGGGCUGGGCAUUGGAAUCAAACAGUGGUUUGCUGGCACUCUUGUAUUGAAGGACCCCCUCUUCUGGGUACUAUUAAUUUGCCUUGUGAUAUGUAUUAGUACACAGAUCAAUUACCUGAACAAAGCCUUGGACAUCUUCAAUACUUCUAUCGUCACGCCCAUCUACUAUGUAUUUUUUACAACGGCUGUAAUGGCUUGUUCUGCUAUUCUCUUUAAAGAAUGGUACAGUAUGUCAGCUGACAGCAUCAUAGGCACCAUCAGUGGUUUUCUAACUAUUAUUUUGGGCAUUUUUCUUCUAAAUGCAUUCAAAGAUAUAACAUUUACUUGGGACACUUUACCACUUUUCUUAAGAGGAGGUUAUAAAGGUCAGCAAUGGGAACAGCACUAUGUUGCUCUGCCACAGACAACAGAAACUGAAGAGCUUCUGAGUGAAGGAGCUAAAAAGGCACAUGCCCUUGAUAAAUCAAUCAGAAGAAAUGGCAAUGUUUCAGUAGCAUAAGACUAAAACAAAAGUGCUGAGGUACAUUCCUUAUGUGUGGUAUCCUUUGGAACCAUAAUGUUGUGCCACAACCUUUUUUUUUUUUUUUUUGCACAGUUGAAGUUUUUAUGUAUCAAAAAGAACUUUCUUCAAACCAACUCCCAAUUCGUAAAUUAUAUCAAUUAUGAAAUAACUGCAGGUUCAUGUGAACAAACACCAGUUCAGCUGAAAAAGCCCCAUAAAAGAAACAAUCACUUCUUUUAAUGUUUAAGAAGGAACUUGUUGAUGUUGUCAUGUGCUUAAAAUGAUGGAUUUUAUUCUAGGGUUGAUAUUGGUCUUGCACAUUCCUUUUGCACUGCUUGGAACAUUAAUAACUAAGAAAACUUAGUAUAUAUUGAUACUUGAUGAAUACAUUUUCGAUACAUUUAUAUAUAUAUAUAUAUAUAAAAAAAAAUCUUGGUGCUUAAUUUCCAAAAAAACGUUUACUUUUGAAAGAGGAAAACUAAUAUCAUUUAUAUUCUGUUUGCCUAAUGUAAUGCUAAUCAUAUAUUUCACAGCUAACUGUACCUCAGAUGUGGAUUCAUGUUAACCAAAAAAAUACUAAGUAUCUAAAUAUCAAAAAAUAGACUGUUCAUUUAGUACACAAAUACAUCAAUCCUAUUAUUUUUGCAUUCUGAAUUUGUUUUUGAACAAAGUGCAUUUAAAACCUGCUAUUACGUAGUUUUCAUUACAUAUUCCCAUUCAAUAACAAGUAAUAAAAAGAGUAUAAUUCUUCUAAGCAGUCCCAGUUUGUAAGUUGUUCUUCUUGGCUUUAUUAGUGCAUAAUGAGCAAUACUUACAGGAAGACAUCGUGAUUUUUUUUUUUUUAAUUUGGUAUCAGCUCAGAUUUAUUCAAAUUUUGGAUCAGUGCACCUAUCCGAGGGAGGUCAUUCUUAAUUCUUUAAAAUUAAUGUUUUAAAUAAAAU